This is a messenger RNA of Tachyglossus aculeatus (Australian echidna), 3721 nucleotides long. It is a transcript of the gene POGK, whose product is annotated as pogo transposable element derived with KRAB domain. The coding region runs from base 18 to 1850 and encodes 610 amino acids. The record is from RefSeq and is a predicted model, not a curated record. Gene Ontology annotation, biological process: regulation of DNA-templated transcription. NCBI's taxonomy places the organism in Eukaryota, Metazoa, Chordata, Mammalia, Monotremata, Tachyglossidae. Gene Ontology annotation, molecular function: DNA binding. The transcript has 6 exons. Gene Ontology annotation, cellular component: nucleus.
ACCCCCGACCCCGCGAGAUGGCCAGCCCAGCCUUCCCCCUCGCCUUGACCCUGAAGGAGGAGGAGGAGGAGGAGGAGAUUGGCGUCCCAGAGCUGGAGGACGGGCAGGAUGAUCUGCAGAGAGUGAGGAUCUGCGCGGGGGGCUACUGGGUGCCGGCCCUGUUCGACGAAGUGGCCGUCUCCUUCUCCGACGAGGAGUGGGACCUUCUGACGGAGGAGCAGAAGACGCUGUACCGGGAGGUCAUGAAGAUGAAUUACGAGACGGUGGUCUCUCUGGAAUUCCCGUUCCCGAGGCCGGAUGUGAUAUCCCAGCUGGAAGAAGGGGAGGGGCUGUGGGCAGCGCCGUUUUCCUCCGACUCCGAGGAGUGGCUGUUCUCCCGAGGCUACGACGAGGCGGGCCCCAAGCUCCCGGGCGCGAUGGGCCCCCUGGGCCUGGCGGGCCCCUUCCCGGCGCUGCCGCACCCCCUGGCCCUGGGGGCGGGCGGGCCGUGGGGGCCCGGGGGCGAGGAGGACUACCCCCCGCUGGGCCCGGGCGGGGCCGGGGCGGGCGCCCUGCUGCUCCAGCAGCAGCAGCAGCAGCAGCAGCAGCAGCAGCAGCAGCGCGGGGCGCGGCGCAGCUACGACGCGGGCUUCAAGCUGGCCGUGGUGGACUACGCCGAGGUGACCAACAACUGCCAGGCGGCCAAGCAGUUCGGCGUCAUGGAGAAGAACGUGCGCGACUGGCGCAAGGUGAAGCCGCAGCUGCAGAGCGCCCACGCCAUGCGGCGGGCCUUCCGCGGGCCGAAGAACGGGCGGUUCGCCCUGGUGGACCAGCGGGUGGCCGAGUACGUGCGGCAGCAGCAGGCGGCGGGCACGCCCAUCACGCGGGAGGCCAUGCAGCUGAAGGCCCUGGCCAUCGCCCGGGAGAUGCGCAUCCCGGCCAAGGGCUUCAAGGCCAGCCUGGGCUGGUGCCGCCGGAUGCUGCGGCGCUACGACCUGACCCUGCGCCAGAAGCCGCCCCCGCCCCCGCAGCCCCUGCCCGAGGACCUGAGCGAGAAGCUGGCCGCCUACCAGCGCCGCGUCCUGGGCCUGCGCCGGGCCCACGGCUACCCGGACGGCCAGAUGGGCAACGCGGACGAGACGCCCAUCUGCCUGGAGGUGCCGUCCAGGGUCACGGUGGACUACCAGGCGGGCCGGCCGGUCCUGGUGAAGACGCCCGGGCGGGAGAAGCUGAAGGUGACGGCCAUGCUGGGGGUGCUGGCGGACGGGCGCAAGCUGCCCCCGUUCGUCAUCCUGCGGGGCACCUACAUCCCGCCGGGCCGGUUCCCCGGGGGCAUGGAGGUGCGCUGCCACCGCUACGGCUGGAUGACGGAGGAGCUGAUGCAGGACUGGGUGGAGGCCGUGUGGCGGCGGCGGGCCCCCGGGGCCGGGCCCCGCGAGCGGGGGCUGCUCAUCCUCAACGGCUUCCGCGGCCACGCCUCCGACUCCCUGCGCGCCCACAUGGAGACCCUGAGCACGGACGUGGUCAUCGCCCCGGGCGGCCUGACCUCCCAGCUGCAGGUGCUCGACCUGGUGGUCUACAAGCCCCUCAACGACAGCGUGCGCGCCCGCUACGCCGACUGGCUGCUGGCCGGCAACCUGGCCCUCAGCCCCACGGGCAACGCCAAGAAGCCCCCGCUGGGCCUCUUCCUCGAGUGGGUCAUGGCCGCCUGGGACGGCAUCCCCAGCGACGCCAUCGUGCGCGGCUUCCGCCGCUGCCGCGUCUCGGGCAGCCUGGACCGCCGCGACGCCGCCGAGGACGACCUGCUCUGGGAGGUGGAGGGGGCGCUCCUCGACGACGGGGACCCCCCGCCCGGGGACGGCGACAGCUAAGAAAAGUGGCCCCGAGGAUGGGACUGAGGAGGCCGAGUCCUCAGAGAGACCGGGCCAGGGCCGUGGCCGCUCUGGGGGUACGGCGGAAAAAGGCAGUUUAUCGGUGUCCGCCCGGGCCAGAGGAGCAGCAGAGACACCCCCUCCCUUCCCCUCUCCCUUCUACCCCGAGACCACCCGCCCGGCCGCCCGAUCAGAGACUUGCCGCUCGGCCCACGUUGGGGACCGGCUGGGCCGCCCGGUCGCUGUGGAGGGCCCGCGGAAGGACCGGCCGGAAGGGCUAAACGUCCGGCGUGACCGACGCCUCCGGCCCCGUCAUCCCGGCGCCUUCCCGUUCGGCCCGCGAGCCCGGCUCGGGUUGGCGUUCGGACCGUCGAAGCCCGAGCGGGAGACGGGGGCCGGGCCGGACUCCGUCCACCUUCCUCGGCCGGCGAGAAGCCCCUCUUCGGGGCCACGUUUGGCCCGCUCCCGGGGGGACCGCCGUCUCAGUCGCCCCCGCCUGCGGUCCUGCGUUUGUGGAAAGGCGCUUUCUCCGUCGAGCCGGAUCCCCCGGGGUCUUGCGGCACCCGGAAGCCCCUCUGCGGGCAGGGACCGUUUAGCGCACGGUCCGUGACGCUGCCCCGGGAGGCGCUCAGUCAAGGCGACUGUCCGGCGGCUCGUCCCGGGGAAGGCUCGGGCCCAAGAGAAGGGGCAGUCGGGGUGGGGCGGGGCCCAGGGGAAGCCUCUCGCUGAGCUGUGAGGAGACCCUCCCUAUCCGCCUCCCGGUCUGCACGCCCGCCACCCUGCCCCCGAUCCCGGGACGAGGCCCAGCGGAACGUGCGGAGGCACCCCGAAUCCCCUCCCCGACCCCAAAAGAGAUGGACUGAGUCGCGAGGCGGCAUUCCGGUUUGUGUAUUGUAGAAAGUAGCGAGGCUUGAGCUGUUCGGUGCCAGGCCCGGAAAGAUUCGUGCGUUUUCUGGCUCCUGGCCGCCUGUAACUAUCGAUGAAUAUCCCUACUCACCUCCCUUCCCACUUCCCCCCCAGAGCGGUCGAGCAAGGUUCGGUCCCAGUCAGACCUCACUACCCCUCGCCGGCUUUUCCAGGACCCGGGCAGGAGGGAAGAGCUGAGGCGCCCCAACCCCGGGACUGACCGGUGCCCACCCUGGACCGCGGGGGAUCCCCUGGUGCGGGCGGACGGGUCUGUGGCCCCCUUGUCCUCAGGUAGCAUGUCUGACCCCUCAGCCCCGAGCUGCUCUGUUCUUGUUGCCCGGGGGGCUUUGGGGAGGGGGUCCUGGCUGUUUUGGCGCCCACAGGGUUGGGGCGCGGACAGAGGGUCGCUAGCACCGCCAGAUGUACUACAAGCAUGUGCCCGAGGGGGACUUUGAAGGGGCAGAGGCAGACCACGGCGGCAAGGACACCUCCCGGCCCCUACUGUCGGCCGGCUCUGACCUAGAGGUAAAUCUGUCGUCCACUCUGUGUCGGUUCAGCCCCCUUGCCCCCAGUAGGCAGCCGGUCUGAGCGAACACAGUGGAGGCUGCCACACGCCCUCCAUCCCGCCCCGGUUCUCUGACAGGAACAUAGCCUCCCGUCUCCGACCCGGAGCGGUGAGAGCCUUGGGGCCGUGAGAGGAGCCGGACGCUUCCUGUCCCAACCCCUCCAGCCCCCACCACGUAGGCCUGGGGCACGGGAGCAGCUUCUUACAGAUGGUGAUCCCUGCCCCUCGCCUAGAUUUCCACCUCAGGAGCUCCGCCAUCCUCCCACCACUGAACUGUGACCCCUGACCCGCCACACCGUAGCACCCAGGGCCAGUCGGUCUCCCGGCAUCGUGAGUCGCCGCUGCCCUUUGACCUGUAGGUAGAGACCGGUCCCUCCAAUAAAGUUUCGUAAUGAAAGCC